This is a messenger RNA of Lethenteron reissneri (Far Eastern brook lamprey), 9703 nucleotides long. RefSeq names its product carbohydrate sulfotransferase 11 (gene CHST11). Gene Ontology annotation, molecular function: sulfotransferase activity. Gene Ontology annotation, cellular component: membrane. NCBI's taxonomy places the organism in Eukaryota, Metazoa, Chordata, Hyperoartia, Petromyzontiformes, Petromyzontidae. The record is from RefSeq and is a predicted model, not a curated record. Gene Ontology annotation, biological process: carbohydrate biosynthetic process; proteoglycan biosynthetic process.
CCGGCACGCCACGGAGACUCUGCGUGGUAGGGCGGUCGGGGUGCACAGACUCGCACGCUCGCUCCGUGCACAGGCAGUGGCUUCAACUCGGGCUGUGCUGAAUCGGGGGUGGGGUUCGGGGGGGUUCGGAACGAGUUGGGACCCCUGAACAGCUGAGCAGAGCUGAGAGGAGCCGAGACCAUGGACGCGAGACGCAGGAGCGUGGGAAGAGUGAUCUUUGUGACCAGCGUGGGAUCCUGUCUGCUCGUCAUCUUCUACUUCCAAAUGGUGCACAAGGGGCCCGGCAUCGGGGAAUACUGGAGCCGGAAGGGUGAUCAUCGGGGCUCGGGAGCAAACUCCUUCAGCCAGGAGGAGUUCGAGAGCAUGCUCGCGAUCCACGAGCGACGGCGCGUGGCUCUCCAGCGCGCCUGCGAGGCCACCGACGGCUCCUCCUCCUCCUCCGCCUCCUCCCCGGGCGUCGCCGCGUACGACGCCGACGACCCCGGCGACCCCGACGCGGCGGAGACGCCGCCGCUGAGCCCUGAGAGCCUGCGCCACCUCCUCGUGGACGACGAGCACCGGCUGCUCUACUGCUACGUGCCCAAGGUGGCGUGCACCAACUGGAAGCGCGUGCUGCUCGUGCUGACGGGCCAGAGCGGCGGCACGCGCGACCCGCUGGGCAUCCCCGCGGCGCGGGCGCACGUGCAGGGCACGCUGCGCUCGCUCGCCGAGUUCCCGCCGCGGGAGGCGCGCCGGCGCCUCGCCUCCUACGUCAAGUUCAUGUUCUCGCGCGAGCCCUUCGAGCGCCUCGUGAGCGCCUACCGCAACAAGUUCACGCAGGCCUACAACACGGCCUUCCACCGGCGCUACGGCACGCGCAUCGUGCGCCGGUACCGCGCCAACGCCACGGCCGAGGCGCUGGAGGGCGGCGACGACGUGAGCUUCGGCGAGUUCGUGCGCUACCUGCUCGACCCGCGCACCGAGCCGUUCAACGAGCACUGGGAGCUGGCGAGCUCGCUGUGCAGCCCGUGCCGCGUGCGCUACGACGUCAUCGGGCGCUACGAGACGCUGGAGAGGGACGCGGCGUUCGUGCUGCGCAGCGCCGGCGCCGACCGCCUCGUGGGGUUCCCGGCGUUCCCCAAGCAGACGAGGACGACCAACGAGAUGACGGCCAAGUUCUUCGAGAACAUCACGGCCGAGGACCAGGUGCGGCUCUACGAGCUCUACCGCCUCGACUUCCUCCUCUUCAACUACUCCGUGCCCGGCUACCUGAGGACGCAGUGAACGGGAUGCGGGCACGGAGCCGCGAGAAGGGGGAUGAAGUCGGGGGGGUGAGGAGGGGGGGGGAGUGAAGGGGGUGCGGGCGCAACCGUUAUUUAUUUGUUCCGUGCAAAGAUACAAAGGAAGCAAAGCAAGCGGCGUCUCAUGACACCGACUGUUUAGCAGCUCGGUGCGAUUCAGAGUGGUAAUUGACGGCGCCAUCUGGUUGGGGGCACUCGUUUACCAAGCGGGGCGCAAUCAACGCCGCCAUCCCCGGCCUGACCCGAGCGCGGUAAUUGCCCAUCGGUCGCGCGGCUUAGAGGACUCUUUUAAUUUUUGUUUUCUUUCCAAAAGUGUUAACUGAAAUUCUGACAGGGGGAGUAUUUGCACUGUUGUGAAACGUUUGGACUUGUCGGGUUCAGCCCCCUUUUUUUUCCCUCCCUCCCGCGCGUUGAAAAGUGAUUUAGUUAUUUGUCUGCGUGAGUAAUUAGUCGAGUGUUAUUUCAUUUUUUCUUACUGACGCUUUUUCACGGGUCAGGGCCGAACGCGUUACACCUCUGAGUCAGGGGAGGGGGACCUUUUAGCCACCGCCACUGCCGCCGCCAUCUCAAGCGGCCUGGCGUUCGGACCCUGGUGCUAGAAGCCACGUGGUGUUUAUCGCCGUCCGCCGUGAUUGCACAAGUUGUUGGGACAGCUGCUGGAGGCAUUCCCGGCUCUCUCUAUCUCUCCGUGAGCCGCGCGGCAUUCCAGCCCGCCGUGGUCUCCGUUUACAGAGCGGACAGUUUGGUUUGAACACGACAGCUGGAAGCCAAAACUGGCCUUUUGAUAUAAAUCUGCAUCUCCUACACCUCGCCUGGACGCAGCCUUAUAAGCGAUGUCUCAAGACCGGUACGCAGCUGCACGAGGAGCGGAGGAGGUGGAUUAGGAGCAAGAGAGAGAGAGAGAGAGAGGAGGUGAGGGGUGCAGUUGGAAUUCCUAAAUUGCUGAUGGCUUUUGCUCUUUGGCCCGUGGGCACUCGUGAAAGACUCCAGAAGCGGCCUUUGAGAGGCCUUCUAAAGCAGCGCAGCCCACGGAAUGUUUUUUUGGCUGGCAAGUUAUUUUUUUUUCUCCUCCUCACCGUGCGAUUGCGGUUGACCUCGCAUACGGAAUAUAAACGAGGCGGCGGUACAACCGCUCACAGACCACAGCGCGCCCGGCACGCACCCGCCAUGCAUCACGUUCACUUUGCACUAGCCCAUCCGUUGUCACGGCCCUCAUGGUGACUGACGCUCCCUUUAAUUACCCCGCCACUCUGGACAGAACUGUCCCGUUUUAAACUGGCCACCAGAAAAAAAAAUGCAUCUCAUUCUAUCACCCGCUCAUUGCAUUGCGACAAUUUCACACGCUGCUAAUCCGGUCGCUGGGCAAGAGAAAUACACACAGAGCGUGCCGCUGCGGAGACGGAGCGAUGAGAUUGGAUCAUGCGCAGGAAGGAGAUUAGCCGGUGUUUUCAUCCAGCAGUGGGUAGACCACGGCUGAAGUUGAUGCUAAAUAUUUGAUGGUGCUAAUUGACUGCCGCAUUGCAAGUCCGCCAGAAAUGACCAAAAAUCUCGAGCGCAUAUAUCAACCACGCUGCCCUCUAAAGCGAUAGAGCGGGGCCAUUGCCCAACACUUCACCCUUUUUAUAUUUUACUUUCAGACUAUGGGUUAAUGGACAGGUGGGUUUUGUUAUUUGUGCUCGCACGCCACUGCCGGCGCAGCGUCACAAUAAAAAAUGUCCCAUCCGAAAUCGGCCACCCGCGGCACAUUUCAGAGUCCAAGCGGAGACGUCGCACAACGGGGCAGCGGUUGGCAUAACAUUUUAUAUUUGUCGCGGGCGUGCUAUCGAGCAGCUCGUGUCGGUGGAAGGUUUACACCGUGUUACCAACAGUGUUACAUAUGUACGUUGAACUACUUUCGCAACCGUACGUAGCAAACCGCGCUAAUCGGAGGCGCGGGAGAGAGGACGACAAACGGUACGCAACAGCAAGAAGCGGUUCUCAAGAAGUGAGUUUUCAAUCGGCGACGAUUUCAACGAUUUACGGAUUCCGCCACCGCCCGGUGUCGUGGUGGUGGUGGGGAUCGAUCGCCGAUGCCCGCCGCUGGUGGGCACCAGUGGCCAGGGGCAGGCUCUGCCAUGCCUCUGCGAAAACGUCCCCGCUGCCAAGUCGGACAGCUAUCUGGGACGAAAGCUUCGUGGGAGGCGUUUUAACAUUCGGAGACCUUACCGAGAUUGGGGGGUGGAGGUAGCGGAUAUUUUUAGUUUCCGUCGUUGGUGUUCGCGAACGUAGAGUGGAACCAAACGGCGAAGAGAAUGGAUGUUUCAAUAGGAGUGAGGCCAUGACAAAAACAAGAUCACGAGACUGUGUUAUAUUUUUAUAACAAAUUAGCCAUUUUUUUGUUAUUUUUGUAUGAUUUAUUUUUUUACAUUAUGGGGAUGUUUUUUUUUUUGCUGUUAAACAAUCAUGGUGUUCUAUCUCCUCUUAAAUGAUUGUUUUAAACUCGGUGGUGAUGGCCUACAAUAUUUUUUUUUAUGUUCACGAUGUGCUGCGGUGAUGGUUAUUCAUUGCUCAGUUAGGUCCACAAACAGCAUCGAGUCCAGGGCUUCAUUUCAGCUGUAGGAGGAUCUGUCUGGAGCUGAGCUCCAGAUAAUAUAUCCAUUAAACAGGUUUUUUUCAUUUUAUUUUACCAGGUACGGCCCACUGAGCUCUGUAGCUCUUUUUCAGAAGCGACCUGGUCACAAAUGACAGCUCAACGAAGUGGCUUAUCAUCACGUGGAAAUGUAUAACAGCCAAAUACUCCCAAACGCGUGAUGUUGAUUCUAAAUGUGAAGGGAAAAACCGGAGGACCCUAAGGAAAAUCCACGUGACCACGGGGAGGACAUGCAAACUCUAAGUAUACAGCAGGCAUCGUCAGGGUCGGGAUCGAACCCACGACCUCCUGUAUACCAGGCGAGGUCGUUAGCAUCUCCUAGCCACCGUGGCGCCAACAAGAAAGGAAGCCCUGAUCAUGUGACUCAUGAAGGGGGCUUGUUUUCUCAUUACAUUUUCCUCGGCUCCAGAUAAGUGUAAAGAGGGUUGUAAACGUUUUUAUUGUGAUGGACUUCACAGAGCAAUAAAGGGAAUGUACGCAGUUUCGGUUUUAUUUUCGUUUGGAAAGAUGCAAACGUGGGCGGCCAGAGCAUGGAAUCUCAUCGCAUGCCUCGUGAUAAGCGCUCGGCGCCGUGGUAAUCUUCGUGGCAUAAAAUGAAACUCCCUCGGCGCUCGUUCACCCUGUCAGCGAUAACGUCACCGUCACAUCCAUCAACGCCCCGGCCCAGACGUAAUUACUCUUGAGAGCGAACUAUAUUACAAAACAUCGCUCUAUAAAAGACUUCUUUCAGAAGACUAUUUUUUUGGAACGGGGCACCGCUGCAAGGAAAAAAAUUUAAUAAAAAUGGGACGCUGAAAUAAUUAAGUGCGACUCUCUUGCAAAAAAAAAACAUUUCCAUCAGCGAGCAUUUCGGGAACUUGGCCGUACGUGCCCUCGGCCGCGAAAAGCAACGCCGCAGUUGUUGUCGUCUUUUUUUUCUCCGAGGCCGGCCAAGCGUGCGCACGUUUUGUGUAAAUGUUUAAUCUGCUGCGUCGGCGCUGAUUUCUACCGUUGGGUGAGAAAGAGCUCUCCCCGGGGCAAACGGGGCGCAGUGCGAGCAUGUGCCACCAGCCCAACUCCCUGCCGGCGUGCGGUGGCGGCGGUUGUGUAGAUAGACUCCCUCCUCUUCUCUCCUGGGAUGGGGGCGAUUUCGCGUGUGUUUUUUUCUUCCGAUUGUCACUCACCAUUGAGAUAGCGGGUUCGUUGAGCAGAGAUCCUGGCGUUUGAAUCUAGCUGGCCGCCUGGGACGAGUGAGUGGAUGGUUUUGUCCCGGUUAGCACGCAACGAAAAGCCGCCGAGGUACAUAUUGAUGGCCAUUGAAAUUGUCUACAAUUUAGCUUUGGGAAUCGCAAAUACUGGUUUGACUGUCACGUGAUGGCAUAGCAGGUGGGGAAAAGUGCUGCCCUCUACUGUGUGAACCAGAGGUCACUCGAAUGAAUGGAUCUCAGAUGUCGCUCUGUGACAUCCACUUCCACGGGAUGACCUCAAACACAAAAGCCGGCGCCGCUGUGCGAGAAAUCCGAAUGGAUACUUUGGCUCGUUAAAAGGAGCGUGCAAUCACUGUUAAAGAUCGGGGAAAUUAUCAACGGAAUAAUCAGCCGCUGUUCAUGUUCAGUCUGUAUAAUUGUGAAGGAGCCAAAACCAUUAUGUAGACGGACAGAAAGUGUAAUUUCGUGAAAGAGUUGAAUUUUAGUCUACGUUUAAUUUCCCAGAAAUGUAAUGCCCUGAGCUUUUGUGAUUAAUAAAAUGUUAAGGGUACAAAUUAUUUAUACGGCUGUCUGGCCACAUUAAGCAGCCCUGGUCUCGCAUUGCGCUGCACUGGAGGCAAAUUAAAUUUAGUAAGCCGAUUAGAAAAUCGUGCAUUUAAAAUCGUUCCUGCCACCAAUUUUUAUUCCCCCCCCCCCCCCCCCAAUUAAUAUUUAUAAAUUGUACGCAGCACUGCCGUAAUAUUUUAUUAGCCUGGCACAGCGACGUUGAUUAGUUUCAUGAUUAAUACUACAAGGUGUAGGCGCAGCGUGGAAAUCCCAUGCCUCGUGGCACUGCUGGUAGCAGGGCCUACACUAGACGCAAGGGCCUAGGGAGAUUCAAUCCUGAAGGGCGCCUUAGCCUCCUCUUGAUUCUCUAGGUGGAGUCCCCUUCCGCCAGCCGUAGCGUGAGCAAGCAAUUGCAGGGCUGCUCCUUCACCCUCGUACACUGAAAUGCGUUCGGCACGAUUACGAUGGGAUGCCGGCUGCGGAAGAGGAGACCGCAGAGGAGGGGAAUAAGAAUCAAUUAAGGGGCGUCUGCGAAACACCUGGAAAUUUGUUGAUGAAGAGCUUCAUGGCUCGUCGGAUUUCUCCGGGGAAAAAUACAUUUUCCCAUUCUGAUUCUGAACACACUUCUUGAAAUAAGACAAAAUAACGUUUUUUUUUUAAAACACCAAGAAGCUAAACCAAGAGGAAAUUAUUUGAAUCGAUUCUUGAAUAAAAUCGUGACCCUCGCGAGUGAAUCGUUCCAUAUCUGGUGACCCCCCCCCCCCCCCGCCAAAGGACUCAUGUUAAGGCCGAGUUGACCGAGGGGAUGUUCAGGCCUCGUUACCUCUGACGGAGAAGCAAAGCUGACGGACGUUCCCACUCUAGCUGCUUCCGUACAACUAGACUCCGCGCCGCGGCACGCCGCAGCCGGAGCCGGCCACGGCGCCCGCCUGGCCCGGCCACUUCGUUAAACCGCGCCGAGGUUCGGAGGCCAAAGGUCCCCCCCCCACUCCCUCCUACACACCACGCGGGGUCACGGGCGCAGGUCACGCGUCGACCCCGCAGAGCCCAAAGAUCGGCGCGACGUGGGAAGGUUGGAAGUGUUUACGAUGCGCCGAGACUCACAAACCGCCGAGUGUUAUCGGUGCGGAUGUUUGUUGAGCCAGCGCCAUACGGUUAUUGCUCUUCUUGUGGUUAUUGUUAUUAUUUAAUGAACAGAAAGGCCUUCGAACGGGUCGAGAAGGCGAUUUGCUUUUCUUCCCUCUGAAGUUGUUCGGCGUUGACGGACGUACGGCCGAGGAAACGUGAGUGCGCCUCUGUGAUGCGGUGCUCAAUUCCAGGUGCGUCACGAGUUUUACUGUGAACCCCGAAAGUGAACAAAUCCAUCUUUCCACCUGGCCAGGGAGCAGGGAGAAGCAAACGAAGGCUGGGUUGUGCACAAGCAGGGCUUAGGGUUAGAGAUAGGGACGGUGCUAUGGCGAGACUCUGGAUGGCUAGCGGGGAGUUGGCGUUCCGGCCGGGGUUAGGGUCAGGGUCUGGUAUGCUGAGCUGAUCAAGAUUAAGGUCUAGCUAUGAACUGUUUGCCUCACUGUGGAGCGUGGUUAAGGUUAGCGCCAGGGUAUGGUGAUAGCAUGGUUCGGGUUUUGCGGUUCGCUUGGCUAGUAAAGUCAAAGAUUAGUGCUCGGGUUACUGUGCAGUUGGCGACUGCGGUUGUGGUCAUUGCCGUGGCUAGGAUCUGAUAGGCUCGGGUAGUUGGAGUAAAGUACCUGGUUAGGGUCUGGUUGGCUAUGCCUACGGUGUAGUGCUGUUUAUUGCUGUGGUUGGGGUCUGGCCGGCUCUUGCCGUACAGCCCCGAACCCCCCGCCCCGCACCAAUCCCACGCACGGCGCGAUGCCCAGGCGAGACCGUUGUCCGUUGAAUUCGCGUUACUACCGGCAGCGCGCGUUACUGCGAUCUGCUAGGAGUUCAAUUAGACAACUGCUAUUUUGGAUGCCAUUUCUUUAUUGUGGUAUCACGUGUGAAAAGGAAACGGCGGGCGCGGGGGGGGGCAGCCGUCAAUUGCGAAUCGUCGAAUCGUUUUCCGAGCGCAGUCGCGUGUUUUUAUUGCGGCUUUUAAUUCGUCUGUCUCGGUUUAAUUUUGCUUAAAUGGUGAAUUUAAGCAGGCGAGGAGCGGUCCGUCAAAUACUCAAUUACUCACACCGUUUUCGAGAGAACGACGAUUGUUAAUGAGCCUCCUUCAUGAAUAAAUGGUCCAUCUCCUGCCUUUUAAAUUGCGCGGUUAUAAUCCCCCCCCCGCUCCCCCCCGUAAUUUAUUAACGCAACAUAUAAAAGUGUUGCAUUUUGAGCGCGGUUUCAGAUAAAUGUUUUGCGUUCAAGUCAGUGUUAACAUUAUUCAUCUAAAUUAAGUUUACACGUUCUGCCUUUAUUUUUAACAUCACUCUCCUUGAGCUGGGCUUGUCACUGCUGCUGCUACCGCCGCCACCGCCGCUGCUGCUGUACAGCCUAAGUGAUGUAUAUAUGUCAAUAUUAAACGCUUAAUUUAUACGGCUGCAUUAAGCAGCCAAGCUUGCCUUAAUAACGAUGAAUGACGUGCCAUUUCUCAUCGCGUCAAUUGUGAAAGAGAGUUUUUUUGCGAAUCAUUCCGCCGACAUCUGGGUGAUUAACGAGCCGGGCACGGGGGGUGUGUUCGCAAUCCGUGGCUUUGUCGAUUUUCACCGACGAUAAAUUUCCGGCAGAAACGUUUUAAUUAAUUCACGGCAGAGCGGGCGGCCCCUGCAAUUACCGAACAGCAACAACCCCAGAAUCUAGUUUAUUCACAUUAAAACGAGAAUUGCUCUCGCCCAUCUCACCGCGGUGAUGACCUCCCAGGUUCCGCUGGCUUGCGACGGGAAUCAUCCGGCUGUCUUGAGUUCCCACUCGAUCACAAACACACCCCGACCUCAAUUCAUUUGUGAUUGUUCCAUUGGCAGAGAGAGACAGAAAGGUGGCAGGCAGAGAGACCCGCCACUCUGCACCAUCUCCCUGCGUCGACUCUCCGAUGUGUCGGGGUUUCGGGUCAUCGCCGCCUGUUGUUGUUGUUGUUGUUCUUGUUCGGCACGAUGCCCGACGUUUCGCCCCAGGUAACCCCCCCGGGGUUGCUCCUUCAGAAUUUGGUUCCUGACAGAGGUCGACCGGCGCGUGCAGCGAAACGUCGGACGUCGCAACACGAAAUGACAUGGCCGCGGAAAAAAAACCACCGACAUUGCCCCCCCUCCCCAACUCUCGCCACGGCCUCUUGGUGCCAAGGGAUGUCCAUGGGAAAGGAGGGGGGGGGUCUGAUGGUGGGGGGCGCGGAUGUCGGCCAGCCGUGGGCCAUGCACAGUCGCGUUAAGACGGGAUAGUGGUGCGCGUGUCCGGGCUCGCCUGUGCGGGAGCGCUUGAACUCCGUGAGUUACACGUCGUGUCAAAGAAUAAAGGCCUUGAGUUGUCAUGUGUGACCGAGUGUGACUUUUCUUGUAGUUAUCCCACGGGACCUUGUUUAUGGCAGUGUGAAUGUGUGAAAAUUAAGACUAAGUGUUUUAGCCUGUCUGGCAAUUGAACAGGAGUUGUGUGUAGAUGUACAAACACCAAAUAGAAACCUUCAGCAAUUAAUCAAGUGACUGCAUUACGCACGCAGUCCUUGUGGUGAACAUUUUGGCAUUCUCUGGUCUGACACUGGCGAGACGAGGCCAUGAAGAAGGCUGCUGCUGUGUCUGGUGUAGGCCAAUCAGGUGCAUCGAUAAUGCCCAUCGAUUAUAAUCACAGAGCGUGUUGUGUUUGCAUGUUCACCACAGUACUGGAUUCCUUGCAAUAAAAGGUUUCUAUUUGGUGUUUAAACAUCUUAACACCUCCUGGUUUAUUGCCAGAAAGAGUAAACACCUAUUAUUAUGUUGUUGUUUUAAACAUUGAUUUUCAAUCUAGUGAAGCCUCCAGCACGUGCAUCAUUCCGCUUUACAUGCCAGGGCAGCGCCAGCAGCAGCAGCAACGACAAACACAUUGCCGGGCGUGUUUACUUCUGGGGCAAUUUACUCUCUCUCUCUCUCGAGUGUGGGAAAGCAUUACAC